AUGGAACGCGACGGGUCCAGCGCUUCGAGGCCCCUCUUCCCUCAGGGACCCAGCUUCACCCUCGACGACUUCUCCAACAAGGACUUCAUCGUCGGCGAUUUUGUCGACUCGCUCGCUGAGGCUGCUAUCCCCGCGAGCCGCCGAUCCGGUCCGGCGCAUCAUGCCUUCGACCCAAAACCGUUGAUUAGGGGGUUCGAGAACGCUCUGGGGCGGUUAAGUGCACUCUCGGAGGAGCUUCAAGAAAAGGAGUCGGAACUUCUCUCGCAAGUUCGCCGUGCCGAGAUCCAACAUGACCAGACCCUCGAAACCCUCGGUCGCAAACUCGACCAGUCCAUGGACCAAUUCGAGGCCCUGGACUUAACCCUCAAUAAUCCGAGCACGACCACCAAUGGGAACAGCCGCGCAGAUGGGGGAGGGAAUAUUGCCGUGCAGAUCGGCGAGAAACUUGAGGAACUCGACAGGAAAAGGAGGAAAGCGCAGGACGCCAACUUCUUGAUCCAAUGCUGGAUGGAGGUGAUGGAGACGGGCCAGCUGACGUCGCUCGAGGAAAUACAACGGCAGGGUGGCGCCGAGAACAAGGUGCGGUGCGCUGUUAUUGCGCGCCAGCUAAUGCGCAUUAGCCAGCGUCUCGACCUGGCAUCGUGGGGCCAGUCGACCAACGGGUUUCGGGGGAACGGCGUGACCAACGGUGUCACAGGGACGAACCGGCGUCACAACACGAGGGAAGCCCUUGAGAAGUUCUCGGAGUUGUUGGAACAGGAUCUGCUCAAACAGUUCAACAACAGCUACCGCCGUCAGAACUUUGACGAUAUGAUGGAGUGCGCAAGGGUGCUCCACGACUUUAAUGGUGGUGCCAGCGUCAUCGCUGCUUUUGUCAACCAGCACCAGUUCUUCAUUGACCGGGACCAGCUCAUCACAGACGAAGUCACUACCGACGGGGAGACGUGGGAUCAGCUUGCCGACCCCGACUCGGACCCGCCGGGCGUUGAACCCAGUCUGCAGUCGCUGGUUGACGAGGUCAAGAUCGUUAUGCAGGAAGAGUCCUUCAUCAUUAAGAGGGCGUUCCCAUACUACGAAACCGUUUUGAUCAAGUUCAUCCAGCGCGUCUUUCAGCAGUCCAUCCAGCAGAGGUUAGAAAUGGUUCUGGACAAGGCGACCACCAUCUCGAGUCUGGCUUUCCUUCGGUCGUUGCACUCAUCGCGCGCUUAUAUCAGCGCCCUAGUCGAGGACCUCAAAACCCACGGCCUGACCGAGCAUCCCGAGCCUUGUUCUGCACAAAUAUCUCAGACCCUGGACCAGCAAUUAGAAGAGUUGUUUGUCCCGUACCUAAUCGGCAACUCGUACAUCGACCGCGAGCGGCGGAGCCUGGAAGAAAUGUACAACUCCCUACUUUUCAAGUUUACCAUCUACCACUCGAGGCGGAAGAAGACACCAACGGGGUUUAUGGCUGCCAUUGCCCAACAGGGUACACAACUCAUUGCAUCGGCCAAGGACGCCUACAUGGAACGCUUAGACUCGUCCGAUCUCACGCCUACUCAGAAGCGAAUCAUGCUUCGCGUCGCCGGCGUUCAAGACAACAGCAGCAACAAGAACGACAUCGAGGUGUCUGAGCAGGACGGUAUCCUUAGCGUCGCCUACGCGAAGCGCAUGAUCGGGUGGCUCGCCGAGAGCGUCCGCCGCACCCUCGAGAUGGGCUCAGCCAGCGAGACACCCAAGGACGUCAACGUUCUCCUCAACCUGCUCCUCACAACCAUGGGCCAGGUUUAUGUCGAAACCGCCCUCGACGCGGCCCUCGACCAGGCCACCUCCCAAGAAAACGCCAAAAACGAACCCGAUCUCUCCUACCUGCCCAACCUCCGCCCGGCCGUAACCAUCACCAACCUCAUGUCCCGCUUCAUUACCACCGUCCUGAUCCGCCUCGCCGAGGCCAACACCACAGUCCGCCGCAGCAUGGAAGCGCAGUCCAAGAUGGCCAUCGAAGCCACCGAGCGCAAAGCCAACGCCGUCAUCAAGUCCACCCUAGACGUCGCCGUCAACUGGACCACCAAGCUUCUCGCGCAGCAAAAGAAAGCCGACUUCCGCCCCAAGGACAACGACCUCGAAGGGGUCGUCGAGGCGCUGCAAACCCCCACCUGCCAGGCGAUAUCCACCUUCCUCGCCUCCAAGGUCGCGCUAUCCGCGCGCCAGGCCGUCGACGGCCACAACCUCGAGAUAUUCUCGUCGGAGCUCGCCCUGGCCGUGCACCGCCUCCUGUUUGAGCACUUCAAAAAGUUCCAGGUCAACGCCACCGGCGGCCUCAUGGUCACCAAGGACAUCGCCAAGUAUGUCUCCACCGUCAAGGACUGGCCCCUCCCCAAGGAGGUCGAGCAGACCCUCGAGCUCCUCACCGAGGUCGGCUACCUGUUCAUCAUCGGGCCCGAGGCCCUCAAGGAGCGCUCCCGCAACCUGGCCGCCGGCUCCUCCGCCGGCGCGGGGGGCGGGAAGCGUCUGGGUAAGGCGGAUUUUAAGGCCUUUGUGCAGAAGCGUGAGGAUGCCUCUAGUGCGGGUGUGCAGGGCGUGUUGGCGGGGUUGUGA
Chaetomium globosum CBS 148.51 is the source of this 2574-nucleotide messenger RNA. RefSeq lists its product as uncharacterized. The transcript is spliced from 2 exons. Gene Ontology annotation, biological process: Golgi to plasma membrane transport; exocytosis. NCBI's taxonomy places the organism in Eukaryota, Fungi, Ascomycota, Sordariomycetes, Sordariales, Chaetomiaceae. Bases 1 to 2574 code for a protein of 857 amino acids. Gene Ontology annotation, cellular component: exocyst; cytoplasm. The record is from RefSeq and is a predicted model, not a curated record.